This is a messenger RNA of Durio zibethinus, 2198 nucleotides long. RefSeq names its product tRNA (5-methylaminomethyl-2-thiouridylate)-methyltransferase. Gene Ontology annotation, biological process: tRNA processing. The record is from RefSeq and is a predicted model, not a curated record. Gene Ontology annotation, molecular function: sulfurtransferase activity. NCBI's taxonomy places the organism in Eukaryota, Viridiplantae, Streptophyta, Magnoliopsida, Malvales, Malvaceae.
AGUCCUAAAGGGCCGGCUUAGCAUCGUUAGUCAUCUGAAAAAGGAAACCCCCCUCUCUUAUCCCCUUUUUCAGCCCCUCCCAAACUACUUGUCCAAAAAUGUUGAGACUCAGACCCAGGCUAACGCCAAUGCUCUCGCUUCCUUCCUCUCAUUUCCUUCACUCCUACAUCCCAAACCCACGUUUUAUUUCCUCUGCUUCACUUCCCCAAACUCUCCUAACAUCUUCUUCUUCUUCUUCUUCUUCUCUUCCUCCUAAACCUGUUUCUUCACUCAACAAUGCUGCAACUUUCAAUAGUUUUAAUCUCGACCCUCGCUUUCUCUCUUGCUGUAUGCCCGAUAAACGCCUUAAAGUGGCGGUUCUCCUUAGUGGUGGCGUUGAUAGCAGCGUUGCUCUUCGUCUCCUCCAUGCCGCUGGUCACUACUGCACUGCUUUCUAUCUCAAAAUAUGGUUCCAAGAAGACUUUGAGAACUAUUGGACAGAAUGCCCCUGGGAAGAAGAUAUGAAGUAUGCAAGGGCUGUUUGUGAUCAGGUUGAUGUGCCUUUAGAAGUUGUGCAUUUGACCGAUGAAUAUUGGAACAAUGUGGUUUCCUUCAUUAUUGAGGAGUACCGAUGUGGCCGUACUCCAAAUCCGGAUGUUCUUUGCAAUACAAGAAUAAAAUUUGGUGCAUUCAUGGAUGCCAUCAACAAGAUAGAUUAUGACUAUAUUGCUUCUGGGCAUUAUGCCAAUGUUGUUCACCCAUCUGCUGAUCAAAGCAAUAAGCCUUCUAUCUUAGAACUAUCAAAGGACAUGGUCAAGGAUCAAACAUACUUUCUUUCACAUCUCUCUCAAUUCCAGCUUAAACGACUUAUUUUCCCACUUGGAUGUCUCCCAAAGGAUGAAGUUCGCCAACUGGCAGCUAAAUUUGACCUGCCUAACAAAGGUAGGAAGGAUUCACAAGGAAUUUGCUUUCUUGGGAAGAUAAGGUUUAGUGAUUUUGUUGCAAGACAUAUUGGAGAGAUGGAAGGAAUCAUAUUAGAAGCUGAGACAGGAGACUUCCUUGGGAAACAUCGAGGGUUCUGGUUCUACACAAUUGGUCAACGUCAAGGCCUACGUCUCCCUGGAGGACCUUGGUAUGUUGUUGAGAAGGAUGUCAUAAAUAAUGUAGUAUUUGUGUCAAGAAAUUAUUUCUCAUUUGACAAAAGAAGGCGCCUGUUUCGUGUUGGCUCCUUGAAGUGGUUUAGUGGGUCACCUCCAAACCAUAUUGGUCAGCUCCAAUGCAAGGUCAGACAUGGUCCUGGCUUUUACAACUGCAGUUUUAAAAUGGUGCCUGGUGAAGAUGGCAGUGAAGAUGUUGCAGUUGUCCACUUACCUGAAGAUGAUCAAGGUCUUGCAGCUGGGCAAUUUGCAGCCUUCUAUGAGGGUAAAACCUGCAUAGGUUCUGGUGUAAUUUUGGAGUCCUGGGAUGAUCAAGGAUUUCCUGUUUGUGCAAAGGCUCUUGAGAUUGCAAGAAUGGAAGAUAAAUCAAAGAUUGGAAAACCAGUUAAGAUCAAGGCAAAACCAGAAAUUUCUCCAGAAAAAUCUGUUCACAUUGACAACAAUGAACUUAAUAGAAGCUUGAUCAGUUCUUGAAUUCCUGUCAGAUAAAGGGGAACAUGCAUCUGACCGUUUGAGUUAAUUGGCUGCAAAAGCUAAGAGGGAAGUGGUUGCAUAUACUUUAAGGUUGCAUUUUUGGCAGUUGGAACCAGCCAUUGCAUCUUCCUAAUGCAAUGGAAUGUGUUCGGAGAAAUUCAUUGACUGUUCAGCCAUAGCAACCUCUCGUCUCAGAGCACUCUCAAGGUGAAGCUCUAUGUUUUGCCCGUACUUCUUCCGAGAUUUACCCUUUUUAUUGAUUAGCUCUUUGAUUUAGACUUGUUUCUCCCAUAUUGUUGUAUAUCACUGCUAUUAAUUUAUAAUGUGCUUUGGAAGCAAGCCUUUUGCCAUAAUUUGGAAAUGAAUUAUGGACAAUUUCAAGCAGUUAAAGAGUCUUGGAGUUUCCAUCUUCUCAUAGAGACAGGAAUUUUCACGAGUUUUGUGCAUAAUUGGCCUAAUAAAAAUAGCUUACCAUCAAGCCAUUUUUUUGUAUUACUGCAUUGUAAUUUUGGUUUGCCAAUCACACUCAUGACCUAUCAAUUACACCAAAGUUUAUGAGAGUGAAACCAAAUGCAACUCCAAAGUAUU